Messenger RNA from Ambispora gerdemannii, 513 nucleotides. Lineage: Eukaryota; Fungi; Glomeromycota; Glomeromycetes; Archaeosporales; Ambisporaceae. The record is from the annotation of a GenBank genome assembly.
AUACAGUAUAAUGAAUAUGUUGAUCGCGCGGCAAAUACAGAACGUGAAAUUUCGCAUAAUACGAAUAAUUAUUUGAAUAGACCUUUGACUGGUGAUGCAAUACAAAUGUGUUUAUUCGAAUCUAUCACUGCGUCAAUGAAUAUUGCUGCUGCCUUCAUAUUUGUUGUUGAAUAUGUCAGUAAACAUUUGGAAGUAGAAGCAAAAAUCAGAGCAGAGAUUAAUUCAUUUUUUUCACCUACGGUAAUUCAAAUAUAUCAAGGCUAUAUAUAUGAAAUUCCUGCUCCGAUGCUCUGUGCAGCUGCAGAACCACAACUUACCAGAGAAGAAACAAACAGAAAAAGUGACGAAUUAUAUAACGCGGCGGUGAAUGUCAAAUCAGUCCGACAAUUGCCUGACGAAGAUAUUCCUUCUUUAAUUUCAAUGGUUCAAAUGAUUCUGAUAACACCAUCGAUGGCUAAAUCAACUACUACUACAAUAUUCAUCAUUAAACGCAUUUCUAAGCGAAUUAUUUGA